Messenger RNA from Musa acuminata AAA Group (dessert banana), 402 nucleotides. Its product is annotated as RING-H2 finger protein ATL56-like. The record is from RefSeq and is a predicted model, not a curated record. Bases 1 to 402 code for a protein of 133 amino acids. Lineage: Eukaryota; Viridiplantae; Streptophyta; Magnoliopsida; Zingiberales; Musaceae. The transcript has a single exon.
AUGUCUAGUUUCUGGAACCUCCUCAGAGCUGUGUUGCUGUGCAGAGAACCAGAUAGGUCCGACGUUGUAGCUUCCCUGUACGUCAUCAAAGUCGUUGCUUACCCUCCUUUGUCGCCGUCGUCAUCUUCUAAUGUCGUCGCCACUCCCGAGCAUCACCACCGUGAGGGCUGCGUCAUCUGCUUGGAGGACUUCGUGGGUGGGGAGAAGCUGUGGGAGCUCCCCCGAUGCAAGCAUAGGUUCCAUGAGAAGUGCAUCCGAGAAUGGUUGCUUAAACCAUCAAACACCUGCCCCAUCUGUAGGACGCCUCUGGAGAGACAGCGGCCUCUGUCGCUGAAAGGCAGAAGAAGAUCAAGAAUCGACAACUUUCGACUCCCGGAAGAGGGCUUUUUCCGACUUUUCUAA